This is a messenger RNA of Cadophora gregata, 1306 nucleotides long. It is a transcript of the gene PSF3, whose product is annotated as DNA replication protein. The record is from RefSeq and is a predicted model, not a curated record. The transcript has 3 exons. NCBI's taxonomy places the organism in Eukaryota, Fungi, Ascomycota, Leotiomycetes, Helotiales, Ploettnerulaceae. Bases 225 to 785 code for a protein of 186 amino acids. Gene Ontology annotation, cellular component: GINS complex. Gene Ontology annotation, biological process: mitotic DNA replication initiation.
CAGCUGCUUGUUACGUCUUUCUCUGGCCCUUUCGGCUUCGGAUAAUCCAUUCGGACAAUGAACGUCAGCCGAGAUGCGGAUUGGAAAUCGGCAGGGAUCAACAACACCAUCCUGAAUAUCGCGUCUGGACAUCGCGUCUCUAGAACACUUCACAUCAGCGAGCAAUUGAUGCCUCACAAUUCCAGUCUGCACGAAAAUAGUAGGCAGCUGGUUCCUUAGAAACAAUGUCCUAUUACGACAUUGACGCGAUUCUCACCGAUGCUCAAAAAGUGCCUUGCACAUUCGAACUCGACGUCCCCAGCCUAGGCUACCUAGACAACAAUGCAGGCCACGCCCUCAAAUCCGGUACACGCGUCGAGCUUCCCCUCUGGCUUGCAGAAAUGCUCGCCGUGUCCUCACCCAAUUCGAACAAAUCUCUCGUUACGCUCGACCUCCCUCCUAGUCUGGCACCACGCGUUAUGAAUGCCCUGAAAGCCGAUCCGAAGAGCGUGGAUCUGCGGGCUUUGGCGCAGAAUUUCUAUGGGCUGGGUGCGAGGAUAUUGGAAUUGUUCGAAGAAGAAGAGGUGUGUGAUGUGUUGAUGGAGACGUUUAGGAGUCGGGCGGCGGAGAUUUCGGAUCAUGCGAGUAAUGCUGGUGCGAGCCAGAGGAGUGGUGGUGGUGGUGUUGGGAAUGAUGGUGUGGAGUUCUUGAGGGGACUGGAUGAGAUGGAGAGGGGACUGUUCAGGGCUGCGCAUGAUAGUUCGAAGGCUAUGCGUGUUUGGAUGGGAGAUGUGAAAAAGGGCUGAGGAUAUUUCAUGACAUUGGAGUUCUUGAUGGGCGAGAGUUUGGCAUAUAUGGGUUCUGCAUGGCUGGAUUUGUUCAUGGGCACGAAGCAUGGGACGCGGAGUUGGCUGUUUGGACAUUGGCAUGAUACCCAGGUACAAAAGAAUUGACAUGAGGCAACUUCUCUCUAUCAUCAACCCCCAACCACAACAGAUCCGGUCGGCUAUAAUGCCCACCAACAUCAAUGAAACUCUUGGACAUCAGCACCUCGGUGAAAUCCAGGUCAGCAUACAAGAUGCCCUCCUCAGUUUGGUCGAGAUCUUCGGUCAACUGCCUUCCAUCAGGGCCAUAUAUAGCGGAACUUCCACCACCAUGAAGCCCAAAGAUGGUCCCUUGUGUCGCCAUCUUUUCAAUCGCCUUAGGCCCAGUGAUAGCCGUGGUAUGCAGAACGAAUGUCUGGCUCUCCGCAGCAUAAGUCCUAGAAAGAUUCCGACAUCCCUCUCGAGACAUAGACCACAGUCCCUUUCCAGGCGCAUAUGGAAUA